GCCUCAGACCCCGCCCACCGGGGGGUGGGGAAAGAUGCUCUUCCGUGACCCACAAUUAUUGGUGACUAUUGCCUGUCCAUAACAGGAAAAGCGAUUACGGAUUGGCUGAGGCGAAGUAGUAGGGCGGAAAAGUGGGUAUAGCUGCCUGCACGCACGCUUGGUGCGUGCGCGGCGACGGCGACAGGCAGUGGCAGUCAUGGCGGCUCAGUGCGUGAGGCUGGCGCGGCGCAGUCUUCCUGCUUUGGCGUUGUCUCUCAGACCAUCUCCCCGGUUGUUGUGCACAGCCACGAAACAAAAGAACAGUGGCCAGAACCUGGAAGAGGACAUGGGUCAGAGUGAACAGAAGGCAGAUCCUCCUGCUACAGAGAAGACCCUCCUGGAAGAGAAGGUCAAGUUGGAGGAGCAGCUGAAGGAGACUGUGGAAAAAUAUAAACGAGCUUUGGCAGACACUGAGAACUUACGGCAGAGGAGCCAGAAAUUGGUGGAGGAGGCAAAAUUAUACGGCAUUCAAGCCUUCUGCAAGGACUUGUUGGAGGUGGCAGACGUUCUGGAGAAGGCAACACAGUGUGUUCCAAAAGAAGAAAUUAAAGACGAUAACCCUCACCUGAAGAACCUCUAUGAGGGGCUGGUCAUGACUGAAGUCCAGAUCCAGAAGGUGUUCACAAAGCAUGGCUUGCUCAAGUUGAACCCUGUCGGAGCCAAGUUCGACCCUUAUGAACAUGAGGCCUUGUUCCACACACCGGUUGAGGGGAAGGAGCCAGGCACAGUGGCCCUAGUUAGCAAAGUGGGGUACAAGCUGCAUGGGCGCACUCUGAGACCCGCCCUGGUGGGGGUGGUGAAGGAAGCUUAGCUGCUGUUGAUGGGGUGGGUGUUUUUAAACUCACUUGAUGUAACUCUUAAGGCUGGUUCAUUGUUUCUCAUCUAUGAGUACGUGUGACCUUUUCCCAAACCUUAUUGGAAACCUUAAGUAACCAGUGGCGAAACAGAAAAGCCGGUUGCCCAACUGCGUUAAUGAACUCUAAUUCGGGAGUCUGUUCCCUUUUAGUGCCACGUGUUGAAUAGUUCCACAUACUUUCAGAAGAGCUCAGCAGGGCCCUGCCUGGUCUCCCGAGCAUCAUGAGUAACGUGUCUGCUCAGACUCUGCUGACACCAAAGUAUUUUAAACAAAUAAAAGGUCUUGGGGAAUUCUGUUUGGCUACCUGGGCACGCCAGUCUGCACCAUGUGUCCCUGCGGCGCGGGAGUGACUGGCGUAUUUAGCCCGUCACAUUUCAUUCGCUGAAGGAAAGGCAAGAGAGUUGAAACAUUUUUCUUACUUAAAAAAAAUGAUCUUUGUGAAGAACAUAGUGAGUUCGUUUGUCUUCAGUCAACAGCGGCUGAAACUGACCACUGAGAAAUGGGCGUGGGCACUGACAGUUCUCCCCCAUUAUUUGGCCAGGAAUUGAGCUUGGCUUGGCAAAGUUCCUUUUACCCUGUUCUGUUCAUCUAAAUGCAGACAUAUUUAAAUCAUAUUCAACUAGUUACUAAUGACCUCAAGUUGUAUUCCCUGGCAAAAUGGACUUUCUCAAAAUAGGACUGCACCCUUGGUGUACUUUAAAUGUUAAUGUUUAAUUUAAAAUUUUUAUUUAAGAGGAUUAAAGCCCUAAUGUUUAUUUUCCUA
This is a messenger RNA of Pan troglodytes (chimpanzee), 1658 nucleotides long. RefSeq names its product GrpE like 1, mitochondrial (gene GRPEL1). The transcript has 4 exons. Bases 197 to 850 code for a protein of 217 amino acids. Gene Ontology annotation, cellular component: PAM complex, Tim23 associated import motor. Gene Ontology annotation, molecular function: adenyl-nucleotide exchange factor activity; protein-folding chaperone binding; protein homodimerization activity. NCBI's taxonomy places the organism in Eukaryota, Metazoa, Chordata, Mammalia, Primates, Hominidae. Gene Ontology annotation, biological process: protein import into mitochondrial matrix; protein folding. The record is from RefSeq and is a predicted model, not a curated record.